Molecule: messenger RNA, 2101 nt
Organism: Polyodon spathula (Mississippi paddlefish)
Lineage: Eukaryota; Metazoa; Chordata; Actinopteri; Acipenseriformes; Polyodontidae
Product: CKLF-like MARVEL transmembrane domain-containing protein 3
Exons: 5
Coding region: 119-622 (167 amino acids)
Cellular component (GO): membrane
Source: RefSeq, a predicted model, not a curated record
CAGUGUCAUGAUUUCCGUUUCCCCUCUUAAAUUCAGUGCUAACAGGACCAUUGCAGGAUUGUAAAUCUUUUUUUUUUUUUUAGGCGUAUAAAGACUGGUUUAGUUUUAGGUCGCUGCUAUGGGGGAUAUGGAAUCACCCGACACGACACCAACACGCCAGUCUGGAAUAAGGACUCUCCUCCCCGACAAAGCUUUUGUCACCUCGCGGAAAGGACAGCUGCUUAUUGCUGAAGUGGCUCUGUCCUUCAUCUGCUUCAUCUGCUUCGUGGCAUCCAUCGCAGCAGCUUUUGUGACGGCGCCCCUCGUUGAGUUCCUCUUGGCUUUUUUCCUGCUCUUCGCCUACUCCAGCAAGUUCAAUGAGCGAUUCAAGGGCUUCCAUUGGCCACUAAUGGAUUUCCUGCGCUGCGUCAGCGCCUCUGUUAUCUACUUCAUUAUUUCAAUAAUCUCUGUUUCAAGAUACAUUGACUCAGCAUCCAAAGCAGCAGGGGUGUUUGGGUUCAUAGCCACCAUAGUGUUUGCAUUGGACUUCUAUGUCAUCUUUAACGAUCUGGCUAAUUUUCUGAAGCAAGGCGAGACGAUGGAACAGCCUACCACAGAAGACUCCAACUCUGAUUCUGACUAAAACAAACUUAGGAUUGCCUGGACUUCUGCCCUGAUGAGGAAAUGGCAUGAAGGCUGCCAUUCAAGCUUUCUUCAUACUUUACAGUGUACAUGACAACACAUGCAAUGUUCAUCGAGAAAUGAGAAAGCUAGCCAAUUACAGUACGGUAUAGACACUUUAUAUGCUAGUCUGCUUCAUGAUGCUGGUGCUGUGGAACAACACCUCACUGCAGAGCAAAAGAAAACCUGGCAGAUGGAAAACGCCACACCAUGAGCUGUAGCCAGCAAUAUCCAUUACUUAUCUCAAUGGGGGGUUCCAUACUUUAAAAGAGCACAACAGAUUCCACAGGGACAAUCAAGGCCUUUUGAUGGAUAGCACCCUUCAGUUUGAAUUGUGAUGGGGUGUUAUAUGACAGUUUUUAAUGGCUUUUAUAGCUUACUUAUAUUAAUGAUGACAAUCCUUCCUUUUAAAGUUGUUUGACCAUUCAGAACUGUGAAUUGGCAACAGUGUUCGUAUUAAUAAUCCAUUUUAAGUAUUUGAAAUGACUGAUUAGCCUACACACAAAGUCUUAUUUUAUACAAUUAUAUAAUUUUGUAAUUUUUAACGCCUUGUCAAAAUGAAUGAAGAAUGAUAUAAUCAUAUAAGUGAUAUUGCUGUAGUAAAAUAUACAAUUUAUAUUGACAUUUUAGUAUUUGUUACACAACUACGAAACACGCAUAUUUCAGACAUUCGAAAACUGAAACUUGUUUGCUUGUUACCUAGUAGUGUUUGUGUUGUGUUAGUGUUACAUUCAUUGAUUUCAAUCUUCAGUUUCCUUGUAACUUGAAAUAACGAGUCGAUGGCUGUGUGCCUGACAAUUCCACUUCAGCCAGCACUGAUUGUUAAUAACAAAUACAACUGAGGUUCUCCAGUGAGCAAAUAUUCCAGAGUGACAUCAGCUAUUGGGCCAUUCAAUGGAUAUGGUACAAAACAGUUUUAAUAGAAUGGUCAUGAUAUGUGUAUUCCAUAUGAUAUCAAGCUAGUUGUGUACUUCUGUUUAGUAUUUUUUGAUAUAUGCAUUUUUAUUGGGAGACAUACCACUAGUGUUAUUAUUAAUACAGCACUUUAAAAAUAAAAAAAGCUGCAGCUGAUUUGGGGAGUUUUGGCAUAAAACCAUUUUAUGUUAUAUUUUUGUGCUUGUUUUUACAGCUGAUCAGCAUCUCCCAUCUUCUAAAGAAUGUAGACGUCCUCUUGAUUUCAUUCAGUCUUUGGGUAACAGCAGAGGCUUGUACAUUGAGGUUUAUUUGCCAAGUUAGUUUAGAGGCUGUCAAACUGAAUUAGUAGCAGAAUAGAAAAUGUAGGCCAUUUUGUGUGGACUGUUCCUUUGUGACCCCUCGGAAUAGAAUCUGCAGUUCUAUAUUUGUAUGCCCAGGUAAAAUGUUCUUUAAUGAUUUUUAUGUUUCAAUGUUACCGUCUUCAAAAUGAGUUUAUAUUGGAAAUAAAAUGUAGCAUUGCUAGGCA